Molecule: messenger RNA, 13507 nt
Organism: Trichogramma pretiosum
Lineage: Eukaryota; Metazoa; Arthropoda; Insecta; Hymenoptera; Trichogrammatidae
Gene: Apoltp
Exons: 17
Coding region: 227-13171 (4314 amino acids)
Biological process (GO): lipid transport
Molecular function (GO): lipid carrier activity
Source: RefSeq, a predicted model, not a curated record
UGCACCAAGAGCCCGAAACACAGAACUUGGAAAUUUAAGUGAGAGAAAUUUAAGAAAACGAAGUAGUAAAUCGAUCAAGCGAUAAAGGAUUUGUUGUUUUUAAUAUUAAAUCGUUCAGUCGAUCGAUCCAGCCGAGGUAAUGCUGGCGUGGAUCGACGUUUUUCCAUUGCUUCAGUGAUACGAGAGUUCCGUGAUAAAAGUGCGCGAUCUCUCGUUACGAAUUACGAUGGGGUCGAUCCCGUUGCUAAUUUUGGGGCUGCUGGCAUUAACGAUCUCGUAUUCAAAUGCAGAGAUCGUUAAGGACCCAACGCUAUGCGGCCGAUUAAAAUGUCAAGUAGCGGACGAUCCGAAAUUCAAGUACCAGGACAAGCUCUUCUACCAGUACCGCUACCGAGUGGACGUCGGCGCGAAUCUGGGCGAGGCCGUGCGCGCCAAGAACGAGUCGCGCAUGUACAUCGACGCGGACGUGACGCUGCGCUUCCUCACGCCCUGCGACGGCCAGCUACGCUUCGCCAACGUCAGCAUCAGUCACGAUCGUCGCCUCUAUCAGCCGGACUUCCCGGACCGAGCCGGGGCCGAGUUCAAGGCCGGCCUGGAGCGUCACGCGCUCCGAUUCGCCUUCCACGACGGCCUGGUGCGCGAGCUGUGUCCCGAGCCGCGCGACGAGCCCUGGGCGCUCAACGUGCGCCGGGGCGUGCUGUCGAUGCUGCAGAACACGAUGCUGCGCUUCGACGUGGACAGGCGACACGAGGAGCUGGACGUGCACGGCGUCUGCGAGACCAGCUACAGACUGCACGAGGCGCGACGCACCAGCUUGGUCUUACGUAAAAGUAAGAGUCUGGCCACUUGUCGACAGGCCGGCAAGCACCUGUCGCUGGUGCAGUCGCACGCCUAUCGCAGCCCGCUGGCUCGGGUUCACGCGCUGCGUCAGCCGUUGGUGGCCUCGAGCAGCGAGUGCGACAUCACCAUCGAUCACAACGUCUACCAGCGGGUGAGCUGCGUGGAUCGGCAUCGGUUGAGGCCUCUGGCCAACGGAGAUGGCACGGCUGGAGCUCGUACCGAGGUACUCGCCACGCUGGACCUCGUCGCCGAGACAGCGAGCGAUCCUUUCGCCGGCCUGGCUCCGAUCGACGACAACGACCAAGACGGCCAACUCGCGCCGUCCGACGAGCCCAGCAACAGGUCGUCCGCUUCCGGCUCCGGUAGCAGCGGCACAGCCCCAGCGAUCAUCGGCCGCCGCACGAGUCUCCUCUACGAUCACGGCCGCUCGAGCCGCACCAUCUACGGCGAACUGCGAGCAUCUCGCGACCUCCUCAAGACCAUGUGCGUGCUGGGCACGCCCCAAGAGCUGCGCGAUCGCUUCUCCGAGACGUUCACGCGUUUCGUCCACUCGGCCCGUAUGCUCGACUAUCAGGGCCUGUCGCAGCUCUAUCAGCGCUCGUCGGGCAUCUGCAAGACGGGCAAGAAGCACAUCGUCAACGCCCUGCCGUUCAUCGGCAGCAACGCCGCCGUGGCCCUCAUGAAGGACCUCAUCGUGAAGAAGCAGGUGAGCAAGGACAAGAUCGACUACUGGAUCACGGCCAUCACCCUGAUACCGAGGCCGGAUCGCCAGACGAUUCUGGCGCUGGCGCCGCUGCUGGAGCAUCGGGCCAAGAUACCGCAGGUGCAGUUCGUGCUCAGCUACUCGGCGGUCAUACACUCUUACUGCUCGAAUCACGAGCCCCGGGAGUGUCUCGAUUUCGAGCCGGUCAAGAAGUUCAUGAGGUUCGUGGAGGACAACGUCGAGAAGGGAUGCAGACCGCGAGCCUACGCGAGAGCCGACGUCAAGCAGACGUUGGAAGCUCUGAAGGCCAUCGGCAACGCCGGCGUCGAGACGGAGACGCUGUCGCGCAAGCUGCGCCAGUGUAUCAGCGACGAGAGCGGCUUCAUACCGAUGGAGGUGAAGAUCGCCGCCGUGGAGGCUCAUCGUCGUCUGCCCUCGUGCGAAAAGUCGAGGGAUCAGUUCUUCCUGGCGAACUAUCGAAACUUCACCGUCGACGCGGAGCUGCGUAUCGCGUCGUAUCUGCAGGUGAUGCGCUGUCCCGACUACAACGUCAUCAAGAUCAUACGACACACGUUGGAAGAGGAGGAAGUCAAUCAAGUGGGCUCGUUCGUCUGGAGCCACCUGAAAAACCAGCUGACCUCCUCGUCGCCCAGCCGCAUCGAGAUCCAGAGUCUGCUCACGGAUCGCGACCUCGGCAACAAGUUCAACAGCGACCUGCGCAAGUUCUCGCGCAGCUACGAGUCCUCUUUCUUCUCCGAGGAGUACAACUUCGGCGCCAAUCAGCAGACCAACCUCGUGUUCUCGCCCAAGUCCUACGUGCCGCGCACCGUCAACUUCAAUCUCACCGUGGACCUCUUCGGCGAGUCCGUGAAUCUGUUCGAGGUCGGCAUGCGCGCCGAGGGCCUGGAAUUCUACGCGGAGAGCCUCUUCGGGCCCAAGGGUCCGUUCAGCGGCGUCAAGGUGGCCGAUCACUUCAGGCAGUUCGUGCGUCAGUUCCGCGACGCCAAGCCCGAGGACGACGGCCGCGAGUACUGGAAGAAGGUCAAGGCUCUGCCGAACGUGAUCGACAACGACUUCGAUCAGCCGCGCGUCAGCCUCAGCUACAAGAUCUUCGGCAACGAGCUCAAGUUCGUCAUGCUCGAGACCGACGAGGAGAUACGCACGACCCUGGCGAGUCUCAAUCCUUGGGAAAAGAUCAAGCAGAUAUUGUCGGGCAAGGAGAUAGUUCACUACGAGAAUUACGCCAUGUUCCUGGACUCGUCUUACGUACUGCCGACCACCGCGGGUUUGCCGGUGAGGCUCGAUAUAGCUGGUUCCGCUGCCUGUAAUAUCAAGCUCUCGGGUAUUUUGAACAGUCAGAAAUUUAUGAGCGAUGGAGAGCUCGAGAUCAACGGUAACAUCAUGCCGAGCGUGAGCGUCGACGUCACGGGCAGCAUGAAGGUGGACGCCUUCUACAAGAGCGCCGGUCUCAAGCUGAAGAACAGCGUCUACUCGAUCGGCGCCGUCGAGGCCGAUCUCAAGAUCAAGGGCCUCAAGCUCGCGCGACUCAGCUGGAAGAUCCCGAACCACAAGAUGGAGGUGUUCUCGCUGACGACGGACAUCAUGCUCGUGACGAGCAACGGAGCCGAGACCAAGGAGCAGCCGAUCGGUCUACCGAUACCAACGUCGGACAAAGAAUCGAGCUCGAUGUCCGGUAGAAUUAUCAAGAACACGACUUGCAGCUGGUCGGCGCUGGACAAACUGGUGGGUCUGAAGCUCUGCGCGGACUAUCAGUUCCCGAACGUGACCAAGGACGAGAGCGCCUCGUACUUCCUGCUCAACGGGCCGACGAUCUUCAAGCUGUCGCUGAUCAAGGCCGACCCGACCGCGGACAGCUACCUGCUCGAGUACAAGUGGAAGCGUACGGUAGUAAGUAACGAGAGCACGAUUCGCGUGGCUUUCGACACUCCGGGCUCGCAGACUGAACGCGAGAUAAGCGCCACGUUGUCCUUCGACGCCCUCAACAACAACGUCUUGCUGCUGCUCAAAUCCAAGGGCAAUUCGCUCAUAGCCCAGGGCACUUACAAACGUACCAACGACGAGACGUUCGUCGACAUCGGCCUCGACAGCAACGGCACCAAACACUUGGGCGCCAGUGUGGGCUACUCGCGCAAGAAAGCCAAACACGGCUACACUUACUUCCCCAAGGUCUACCUGGCGAUCAACAACGAGCGAAUCGUCAAUCUGUCGGGUGCGAUCAGAAGUCAGGACAAGGCCGACUCUGGCUCGCAGUGCGACAUCGACCUGCGCUUCGAGACCAAGAAUCUGGCUAGUCGAGUGCUCGGCUAUGUGGCGAGAACCAACGCCAGUGUCCAGGGCAACGUCAAGAUCGACUAUCGUUUCCACGCUAAUGCAAGGGACGAAGUGUUGCAGACCGAGUUCUCGCUGAUCAAUCGCUCCACCAAACAAGUCACCUACAAGUCCGCAGAUAUGAAGCUCCACUCGACGGCUUAUCCCCAGCUGAACGUCGUCGCCGGGCUCAGAUAUCAACACGCGCUGGGUCAGGUCGAGCUGCAGCUCGAGGUCAAUACCAGUCCGCAUCUGCACAAUCCGGACAGGCACAAGCUCGUGGCGGAGUUCGUCGCCGCGUACUCCAAGCCGUACUUCCAAACGGACGGAGCUAACGUCAGUGCCCACGUGGCCAUUAGAAAACCGGUUCAGGACAUCGACAUCAAGGUGGGAGUGGACUAUCGCUCGGUCGGGCCCGAGUCCAAGACCGUAUUUUUGGUGCGCUACGCGCCCAACAAGGAGAUCACCCUCGCCGUGGACAUCGUCAUGCCCAGAGGCACUCUGCUCGUCGUCGACGGCCGCGCCAAUCUCACCGUGCCCAAUUUCAACUCGAUGCUGCUGAGCGCCAAGAUCAACGAGCGAGCGAGAAACGAGUACGAGCUCGAUUUCGCCGGCACCUGGUUCAGCGGUCACAAUCUCUCGGCCAAGGGCAGCUAUUACGAUCGCUCGACGGCCUCGGUGACGAAUCACGAUCUCAAGAUGCUGCUGAGAUCGCCGAGCUUCGCCAAGGACGUGCUCGUCACCUGUCAGCUGUACCGCGACGUGGCGGAUCUGAGACUGGGCCUGGACGUCGAGCAGAUCGACAUGGACAGGUACGCCCUGGCGCUGAAUCACACGAGCCUGACCGCCCGACACUUCCGCACGUUCCUCGAGGCUCGCUACAAGAACAGCACGUACUCGAUGUCGGCGGAGGUGGAUACUCAGCGCGAGGCCAAUGUCAAGCUGCACCUGCACAAGUGGAGAGACGUACAUCUCACCGCGGUGGGUAUUAACGAAGAGUCGAGGAAGGAGGCCGGUCUCGAGAUCAAGUGGGACGCGGCUCGAGAUCCCAACCUCAAGUUCUUGACUAAUUUCCAUUUGAGCCGGUUCUCGAGCUUGGAUCGGGGCCGUAACUUGAGCGCCGUCAUGCGGAUCUCCUAUCCAGGACGUAGUCUGGUUGGCUCGUGUUUAUUGGCCCAGCGGCCUAGAAACAAUUACGUCCUCGACACGAUCCUCGAGUGGAACGUCGAUCGAGCGAUACGAUUCAGCCUCGACACGGACUUGGACAAUCGCGACUCCAACAAGAUCCUCAAACUCGAGUCUCAGCUUUUGACGCCGUUCGAGAACUGGAAGAAGACCUCGCUGAACGGCAAGUAUCUGCAGACCGAGCAAGACCUCGAGGCAAGCGGCAGCAUCUACUGGCAGGACUCGCAGCACGUGAUAUUCGACGUGACCGGCCAAGCCCGCAGAGCCAAGGACAAUCUAACUUCGGAAUAUAGCGCUAAUGCGGGACUAUUGAGUACCGUCCACGCCAUCCAGUGCGUCACGGUGAAUCUGACGCACGUCCACGUGCACGGUCGUAGCGCCGAUUCGAGACUGCUGAUCAAGUAUCAUCCGGACAAGGUGAUCGACGCGAGGAGCGUUUGGCUGAUCGACAGUCACGGAAGCGACGAUUCGUUCAACGUGACGGGAAAUCUGCAGCUGACGUCGCCCGUGGUGAAUUACAAGAAGGGAGAGUUGAAGUGUCAUCUGAGCUCGAGGCCCAACUGGCGCUUCUACGGAGCGGCUAAUCUCGAGUUGGAUAAGAGGAAGUAUACCGGACAUUUGGUCGGCGAUUUAGCCAGAUUGAAGGAAUCCAUGGUUCAAUUAAACGUGACGACGCCGUUCGAGAAAUACUCGUUCGUCCGAGCUCGCUUCGGACUGUCCGAGAGAAACAGGCAUGUGGUGGCGGAGGUAGCCACCCCGGCUGGACCGCUGGGCAUCGAAGGUAUCUGCCAGCUGUUCACCAGCAGCUACGAUUUCAACGUGAAGCUGCUGGUCGCGACUCCGAUCGAUGUGCUGCAGCAGGCUCUGCUCGUAGCCAAGCUCAAUCAAAGAGAGGCCGAUUUCCGAAUCGCUUACAAUGACAUAACUGCUGGUUUCCAGGGUGUUUGGUUCUAUCACAACAUAACGAGUUUCCACUACAGCUACAUCCUGUACACACCGUUACAAGGAUUCGACGAAAUUGGCAUAAUAACCAAACUGGUGGUCGAGCAAAAGGAACCAUCCGGAAUGAUCGACGUCGACACGGAAUUCUCGCUGCGCGUCGUCGAGCUCAAGGCCGGAAUCAAGGCGCACGCGGGACCGAAACCGCUCCCACCCGUGGCCAUUCCCAGCAAGCCGGACUUGAGCAAGGUGACGAACACCGAAGAGGACAAUCAGGAGACGUACGACUUCAGCGACGAGUUCGACUCCAGUUUCUCCUGGAAAGGCGAUCUGGACAUCGACCUGGUGAUCGUCGAGACGCUCUCCGCGUCGGUCGACUACGAACGCGAUGGUGCGCUGGACAAGGUGUUGGCCAUAGUGAAAUUACCAGUCGGUAAUAUCGUUCUCGAGGAUCGAUUCACUCUCGAGGACUUUUUUCACAUCAAGAACGAAUUGAGCAUCGACACUCCGUUCCCCAGCGCAUCAGAAAUAGUGUCGCUGUACAAUUUGGACCUUGAUAUUGACAAAUCCGAGUAUUUGAUGGAUCUGAGCUUCAACAUCAGAAAUUAUUCCACCUGGAUCGAGAGCGGAUUCAACAUUAAUUACACAUCGCGAAACUCCGAGGACAGCGAACAACAGAUUCACAUGUUGAAGUUUGACAUGAAGACUCCGCUACGUUUCUUGCUGUUCCUGAAAUCCAACUCCGUCAUUGAGAUCGAUGAAAAUCUGUACAAAGCUAACGUGUCGAUGCGUUCCGUAGAGAGUUUGGUGGAUUUCCUUGGAUCCGUCGAGCUUGAUACACAUUAUUUGGACGUCAAUGUCGAGGCCAAGUUGGACAGUCCCAUAAUGAGCCUAGCGAAAACGAAAUUCAACGCCAAAAAAGAUUUCACAGACAAAGAGAAGCACAUUGAGAUAAUACUAGAUGUUUUCGAACCAACUGUAAAAAAUAGUAAAUUUGCCGUCAGUUGGCUCAUCGACGACGGACCAGAAAUGAAAGGAUCAAUCUUCAUAAACACUUGGAUCGAGCCCAUAAUCAACGUCGAAGCCGAGGUAGAUUUCAACAAUAACUUACUUACCGAAAAUUCUGCGGACCUCGUGGCUCGUUUGAGCCAUCACAAAAAUCAAGAAUACAAGCUCACCGGUCGCUUGAAGGAUAAUAAAGUAGACGCCGAAAUAGACACGACUGGCAAGCGAUACGUCUUCAACGGAGACUUGAAAACCAUAAGCACCGGCUUGUUCGAGCUGGUCGGAACAUUGAAAAACUUGGACACGGAUGAAGUUUACGACGUCGUGGGUCCGAUAAAAUACGAGAACGACGCUUUCUCUUCGGUCGACCUGACCAUCAGCUCGAAAGCCGCGGGCUCGACUCAGCAGCCGACGAAGCUGAGCUUGAACAGGGAAAAGUACGGAAUCAGCUUCACCUCGGAGAGCCACAGGAUCAACAGCAGCUUGAAGAUGAACUUGGUCAAUCCUUACAACUGGGACGUGCGCGUGGCGGUGGCACCCGUCGACGCCGGGUCCUACGACCUAGUCACCUUCAUGAACGUCCAGGUGAACGGCAACACGACGCUGUACGUCGAGGCCGAGACGCCCUGGCCCGAGCUCGCGAAAUUAGUGUUGGACGGCAAUCUGCUGCUGGACAAUCGGACCGGCUACGUUCGAGUGGCUCACAGGUUGAAUCACGAGGUCGGCCGCUGUCAAUUCGCCUGGCGACUGUUCUACAUGAGCGACAUGUUCGCGCAGAUCUCGGCGGGUCGCGAGCUCGACGGCAGCGACAGAAACAAGGACGUGGUCGCGACGGUGUUCUACGCCAAUCCCCAGCGCGCCUUCAAGCACGUGGAGACCGGCUUCGACAUCGACGUCGACAAGGAGCAGUGGCGAUUCGGUACCAAGGUGUCGGUGGGUGCACAGGACCAGAGCAACGUCGACGCGCUGCUGACCAUUAGGCUGCCUCCGCCGGACGCGGAUACGCACAAUUUGAUACUGAGUUAUCACGUGCGCGACGAGUUCAAGGAUCUCGACUACGUCGUGGGCUACAAGAGCGACGUGGCUCGGUCGAAUUACGCGUCCGACGGUUCGCUGAAGAUGUCGGCCAACGACGUGGACGGUCACCUGAGACUCGCUUGGGGAACUCGGAUCAACGAGACCCUCAACAACGUCUUCAACGUGACCUUCGACAGCAAGACCAUCGACUUGAAGUACUCGCUCUUCACGCCGCUCUACGAGCAAGAGGAGACGCUCGUGCUGCUCGCGGGAUACGACAGCAGGGACGAGGAUCGCACGCUGCUGAGGACCGACAUCAAUUAUCCCGGCCAGAAACGCAUUGGAUCGGCCAAGCUUUUCUACGAGAGCUUGAUCAACAUCAACGGUACGCUCAACGCCUCGACGUCGUUCCCGCAUCUGUCGGAAAUCGGCUGCGAAUUCGUCAUCGUGACGACUCUAAAAGAAAACAAGCGCUUCGUUCAGCUAUCCUGGCCCAAUAACACGGCGCUCGUCGACUCGUUCUACGCCUACAACAGCGAGCGCCUCGACUCGAAUCUCGACGGCCACCUGCGCGCCGAGGUGCCGCUCAGCACUCGCCACUGCGGCCUCUUCACUUACGGCUACAAGAAACGCCCGCUCCACACCCAGGGCUACUCCGAGUUCGUCUACAACGAGGAAAAAAUCAUGCAGGGCAGCUACCAGUCCAAGAGCGAGUCUCGCGCGGGCUUCGAGCGCGAUCGCAUACAGAUCGGCAUCGAGAACGCCCUCAUGCCGCUCGGAAUCGUCUAUCUCAAUGAGUUCGAGUACAGCGCCGGCAAUUACGGCACCAACUAUCCCACGGUGGAGUUCAAGGAGGUAAACGUCUACCAGCUGAACAACGCGACGGCCUUCAACGUGACGGGCCAGUCGAGGAUCCGCACGACGCACACGGGCCAGCGGAUCGAGCUGCAGGCCGUGCACUCGAAUCGCACGGUCAAGUUCAAGACGGAUUACGACGUGCUGCCGGGCGAGUUCGAUCAGAACUGCUGGUUCAGCCUGGCCGAGGACGCUUGGAUCUCGUAUCGCAUCAACGUCUUGAACAAGACCACAGAAGACGCGGAGAAUCAGUUCAUGGUGCUGAGCGUCGUUUAUCCCAGGCGUAAUUUCACCCUGGACGGUUCGUAUUCGAUAACGACCUCGGCACUGAACGCCGAAGCCAAACUGAUCUGGGACAGCCACAUGGACAGAGCGAAAGAUCUGGGGCUCGCCUUCGAUUGGACCAACUCCACGGAAUCGGACAACGAGAUCGCUCGGCAGAAAGCUGUACUGAGCUUCAGACAUCCUAGCUUCAAGAAGGACGUCAGAUUCAUCGGUACACUGGCCAGGCGCGAUUCGCGCGAUCUCCUCAACGUCGGCCUGGUCGUCGACUACUCGGCCCAAGAGGACAAACUCGUGCAACUUCAGGCGGUGAUACGCGACGAGAGCGAUCUACCCACCGAGCGCAAGUACAGCUACAGAAUUCGAGGCGAACACCCGAAGACUCAGCUGAAGCUGGACAUGAAGGGCCACGCCCGAAGAUACAGAUCCGAACUCGCUGAAACGUACAACGACGCCAAGUACAAGCGCAGCUUUCUGCCCGAGGAGUGCGGCAUGCUCAUGGGCCGAGUGGAUCUGAGCAGGAACGAGGUCGAGUUCCGUCGCGAGAGCAACGAUCUGGUCAAGUAUCUGCAGGCGAGAUACUAUCCGACCUAUCCGCGCUACUCGAUCAACGGCAGCGCCGUCAACGGGCACGAGCUCAACGCCACCGCGGAUUUCUUCAUCGAUUUCGACGACAAGAUGACCAAGAUGAUGGUGAAUUACACGCCCGACGCCGUCGAGAGUCUGAGGAUGUACGGCAGCAUUCCGGACGCGAGAAACGCUCACUUCGACAUCUGGCGCACGUACGAUCAGGAUCUGCAGGUGUCCGACGUCACCUUCUAUCUGCGGCUGAAUCACUCGAGACUGGUGACGUCCAAGAUGAAGUGGCGUCCGGAGCUGAAAUCCGACGUCGUCAAUGCCAUAAGGAGCGCUCUGUCGAAUUCCUAUCAGGAGCUGAGCAAGGACCUGGACUAUUGGAGACAUUACGUACGCAGCGAAACCGUCAGCGUGAUAUCCGACAUCUGGACCGACGCCCAGGACGAGCUCGAGGACUUUCUCGAGGAUCUGAACGAGCUCCGAGUGAUCGAGGGCGACUUCGAGAAUCUCAAGAUCUAUCUGAACAAGUCUUACCAGGCCAAUGACUUUUACAUCAAGGACAUAGUGGCCACCGCGAUUUACGCCAUCGACGAGCUCGCUCUGCGCAGCCACAUCCAAUCGCUGCCCAACAUCAUCAACGAGAUCUGGGAGAUAAUGGGCGAAUCCGGUCAGGCCGUGCGCGACUCGCUGCUCUGGAUCAUCGAAACGGUCAAGCAAGCCUAUCGGAAGCUGUCGGAGAUCGCCGGAGCGAUCCUGCGCGGAGACUCGAUGAACCAGAUCGCCAGCAUCGUCGAGAAGAUCAUCAUCAAGUACGACAUGUUUGUCAAGGAUCUGCACGUCUCCUUCAUCAAAUACAUCGAGCAUCUUUACAACAAGAUCUAUCAGUCGAUCGCCCUUCAGUGGCAUCGCUUCCUCAUGCACAUGGAGCCCAUCUUCAUCCAGCUGGCCCACUACCUGGAGACGGUGACCUGGCGAGCGGUGCAGGAAUUCUUCAACUUCCUCUACGAUCGCAAGCUCGAGCUCAUCACCUCGCCCUACUACGAUCACUUCUCCAACUUCACCCAGGACAUCGACAAAUUUUAUCGGGACGUCAAGGCCAACGACAUCAUCACCAAUAUACAAAAGUACUCGUCGUCCGUCAUACAGUUCCUGAAGGAGCGCUACUUCGCCUUCGUGCCGUUCGGCAAGGAGUUGAAGGACGUCGUCGAGGAGAUCUUCAGCGAGCUCCAGGAGCUGCAGAAAUUGCCGUCGGUCAAGUACGCCACGGAGAAGCUGGGCCAGUUGCGCGAUCGCGCCGUCUACCUCUGGGAGUACUUGGAGGUGCGAGCCAAGCUCGAGACCACCAUCCGGCUCGUGCACGCCAAACUCAUGGACAUCAGCCAAACGGCCCUCCAAGCCGAGAGUCGGUAUCGCGAGGCCAAGACCAAAUUCGUCUACGACCCCAACAACGGCCUCAUGCUGCUCGAGCAGAAGCUGCCCAUGUCCUGGCACGCCUUCAAUCAGACGCCCGAGUUCCAGGAGAUACCCGAGUAUCGAGCGCUGGCCGACAUGGGAUCGUACUUCGCCGCGUCCAACACGACCUUCUGGACGCUGUACUAUCAGAUCAAGCCGCUCACCGAGCCCACCAACUGGCUGCCACCCUUCAAAGCUCAAGCGAUGAUAAUCGGCGCCCAGCACUUGCGCACCUUCGACGGUCGCCACUUGGACUUUGCGGGAUCUUGCUCCUCGUAUCUGCUGGCGCGAGACUUUGUCCGCGACUCGUUCGCCUUGCUCAUCAAGUACAAGGUGGAAUCCGAUGGCCGACUGACGCACAGGCUCGUCGUGCUCGUCGGUAGACACGCCGUGGAGCUCGAUAUAUUCAACGACAGCGUAAGACUGCUCGGCGAGGACAAGCCGCUGCAGAUGCCGAUGGAACUGGACAACGGCAGCGUGUUCGUCUACCAAGACGAGAGCCUCGUCAGCGUCGAACGCGCCGACAAGCAGUUGAAGCUCGAGUGCAAUCUCAAGUACGAGUUCUGCAAUCUCGAGCUGUCGGGCUGGUACUACGGCAAGACCGCGGGUCUCCUCGGCACCAUGAACAACGAGCCGAGCGACGACCAUCUCGCCUCCACGGGCCGAGUCGAGCGCGGAGCCGUCGGCCGCUUCGCCCAGAGCUGGUCGCUCGAUCCCGAGUGCUCCUCGUCCAGCGACGCGGAGAAGGCCCAGGAGAAUCUGGCCAGGUCGGCGCCGGUCACCUCGCAGCUGAGCCGCGAGUCCGACUUCUGCCAGCAGCUGUUCGGCAACAAGAGCUCCGAGUUCGGCUCGUGCUUCCCGAUCGUGGAGCCGAGCGGCUACCUCGACGUGUGCGCCCGCAGCCUCGACGAUCGCGAGGCCUGCGCCGUCGCCAUGGCCUACCUGCAGACCUGCAUGUUCCACGACACCUACCUGCGCAUACCGAAUCGCUGCACGACCUGCAGCGAGGCAGGCAGCGGCCUCGAGGUGCCCGAGGGCGAGUUUCGCAAGCUCGGCGCCGACAAGCAGAGCAGCAUCGGCGUGCCCCAGUCCGUGGACACGAUCUUCAUCGUCGAGGCCAAGGAGUGCAAUCGCGCCAUCGGCCAGAAUCGCAGCAUCGACCAACUGCUUCAAGCCAUCAACAAGGAGCUGCAGGAAGCCGGUAUGCGCGACAAUCGCUGGUCACUGGUGACCUUCGGUGGCCGGGGCGUGUACGAGAAAGCCCGCAGCCUCGUCGUCGACAACGCCGUCUUCGCCCGGGACGCGGCGCGCUUCGCCGAGUACUUCGAGCGCGUGCCCGUGGCAGAGGGUGGCAGCCAGGACAUAUUCGAGGCCAUCAGGUUCGCCGCGCAGCUAUCCUUCAGAGCCGGAGUCGCCAAGACCUUCGUCCUCAUGCCUUGCUCCAAAUGCGAUCCCGAUGCUCAGACGCUCGACUACUCGACGCUGUACCACGCGCUCCAGGAGCGCGGCAUCAGCCUGCACAUCCUCAUGGACGGCGAGUUCCACUUCGACAAGGGCCGACUCAGCAAGAUCUUCUACGGUCUGGACGCGCAGCGCAGCUACACGCGCAAGGACGCCCGAGUGCUCAGCGGCGAUCCGGAGCUGCGGCGCCAGGUGCGCCUGUCCAAAAGCGCCCUGGGCUACUGCAUGCCCCUGGCCCUGGAGACCAACGGCACGAUCUUCGCCGGGGCCAAGCUGAGGCAGCGCGAGCGCGCCGGCGCCCUGCGCAAGUUCUGCGCCGUGUUCGCCAAGAGGCUGGCCCUCACGGCCCGACCCAGUCCCUGCCAGCACUGCGAGUGCAUCGCCAACAACGACGGCCUGAGCAAGAUGGAGUGCGCGCCCUGCGACUAUCCGAUGCCCAUUACCGUGGAUUUCGAGACUACCGACAACGACGACGAUAUCUCGACUAUGCAAGGCGGUGAUUUGGAUUACGAUCUCGACGAGGAUUAAACAUCUAUAACGCCACCCUUUUAGUACUUGUACAAAUGUAUCAUGUUAAAUCUUCUCUCUUUUUUUUGUUUUAAUUUUUAUCUACUCAAUUAUAAGAAAAAUUUGGAAAAAUAACUUUUAACACAAAUUUUAAACUAUAUAAUAUAUCAUGAAUUUACUCUUACUUUAUACAGAUUUUAUAUAUGACAUCUUCAUAGGUUUAUUACAUUUAGAUUCGAUUCAGUCUCUGUGAUGUAACGCAAUCUCUCUCUGCGUUACACAAUGUGUUUUUCUCAUCAUGAGAGUGUCUUGUAUUUAUUUUUUUUAUCAUAAAUUUUAUAAAUAUUUAUAACAAUA